AUGCUCCCUGCUCUCCCUCUCAAGUCUCCUCAGCCAUCCAUGAAGCCUGGACAGCAACAAACCCCAAAUCAACUCCGAUUGGGCUUCAGACUGAUAAUCCCUUCGUAUCCUUUCCCCACCCAACAACCUACCUCAACCCCCCUCUGGAGAGUGCCCAGACAAAGAGAAUCUCUCACUAGCACCUACACCAAGCCAAUCUACACUCUACAACCUCAAAGGUACCACAACAAAGCCCAAAAUCCCACCCAUAACCCCAACCCAAAACCAUACUCCCCGUCUGGUGCCCAGCAACAGAUGCACACAUCCCAGAAUCCCCAUGUUGCACACGUCACAUACAGCCAGCCCAACGCCAAGCUCCAAGCAACCCGCAAACGGACUCCCGUUUUGGGAACACGGAGUCCUUGUGCAGAUGAUCUAGAUGCGGGCUUUGUCUCGUGUCUGCAUGUGAUGCUUCUCCUCUCUCUCUCUCUUCGCUCUUAA
Messenger RNA from Penicillium paradoxum, 480 nucleotides. RefSeq lists its product as uncharacterized. The record is from RefSeq and is a predicted model, not a curated record. The transcript has a single exon. Bases 1 to 480 code for a protein of 159 amino acids. NCBI's taxonomy places the organism in Eukaryota, Fungi, Ascomycota, Eurotiomycetes, Eurotiales, Aspergillaceae.